AUGGCGCCUCUCGUCCCGCGAUUCCACCUCUUCGAGAUUGACGACCAGCCAUGGUUUCCCUCGUUGAUCCGCGGGCAGGUUCAAGAAGCCCUUCACGCAACAUGGGUGAACAAGUUCCCCAUCCUCCAAACCGCCUCUCCCGCAAACCUGGCCGCCCAAGUCCUGCAACGCAUCCUCGGCCCCCGCCUGCCCUCGUACACCUUCAUCGACUUCUGCGCCGGCUCCGGCGGUCCCACCCCGGCCAUCGAGCGCGCCGUGAACCGCCACCUGACCGCCAAGAAGCAGCCCAACGUCGACUUCGUCCUCACCGACCUGUGGCCCAACACGGAGAGCUGGGCCCGCGCCGCCGCCAAGAGCGAGCACAUCGGCUACGAGCCCAAGAGCGUCGACGCCGCCAACGCGCCCCUCGACCUGCUGGCGGGCUACCGCGGCAAGGACAAGAAGAUCUUCCGGCUCUUCAACCUCGCCUUCCACCACUUUGACGACCCCCUGGCCAAGGCCAUCUUGAAGAACACCCUCGAGACGUCCGACGGCUUCGCCAUCUUCGAGCUGCAGGGACGCGACUGGAACUCCAUCGUCUUGCCCGCCAUUCUCGGUCUCGGGGUGUUCCUGCUGGCCCCUUAUCACGCCUGGAGGCUGGGGUCGUUUUCGGUCCUCAUCUUCACCUACCUGAUUCCCAUCCUGCCCUUUGUCCUCGUCUUCGACGGGUACAUCUCGGCGCUGAGGACGAGGACGCCUGACGAGGUCGAGGCAUUGAUGAAGUCGUGUGGUGCGCGGACGGAUGGCUGGGAGAUCAAGAGCGGUAAGGACGCGCACAUGCCUGGCCUCGGGUACAUGAGUUGGAUUGUGGCAGAGAAAAUUUCCUCCAGAGACUGGUGA
Colletotrichum karsti is the source of this 879-nucleotide messenger RNA. RefSeq lists its product as uncharacterized. The transcript is spliced from 2 exons. The record is from RefSeq and is a predicted model, not a curated record. Bases 1 to 879 code for a protein of 292 amino acids. NCBI's taxonomy places the organism in Eukaryota, Fungi, Ascomycota, Sordariomycetes, Glomerellales, Glomerellaceae.